AUUGUUCAGUGGUACGGCGUUCAUGCAAACAACACCCAAAUUUGUACGUUUGCGAUAUUACCACAACCAAAAUACAUUACCGAAUACGGAAUACCAUUAACUUCGUAUCUACAACUCUGAUUAUUAGCACAAAAAUUUAAUUUAAUUAAUUAAAUUAUUAUCAUUAGCUGCACUGCUACCACGAUUAAAUACAUAUCUUAAAUCGUGACUGCCACAGCCUGCGAAGUGCGAGGUUCCAGAAUUUCCGUUGACCUAUUCAUACGAUUCCACAUUUUCAAAUUUCUGCAGGUUUUCAAUCGAAAUGUAUUCCAAUCAUUCAACUGAUCCCAGAAGACCGGACAAGGAGCACAGGUACAAACCAAAAGCUGUCAAUAGUGAUAAUCAAGCUCUAACACCUGGUGAAGACUUGACGUCUGACUAUAUGAAUAUUUUGGGUAUGAUUUUGAGCAUGUGUGGAUUAUUAAUGAAGUUUAAAUGGGCAGCAUGGUGUGCUAUGUUUUGUUCAUGUAUAAGCUUUGCAAAUUCUAAAGCGUCUGAUGACAACAAACAAAUCUUUAGCAGUUUCAUGCUUUCCAUGUCUGCAAUUGUAAUGUCUUAUUUACAAAAUGCACAUCCAAUGUCACCACCAUGGUCUACAACAUUUGGAUAAGAAAUGAAUUUCACAAAUAAAAAUAAUCAUUUGUAUUUAUUGGGGUUUACCAUUAUUAUAUUGAUUGUUUUAUCAAAACUAUAAAAAUAAAAAAAAAAAUUGCAUUGUUUAUUAUUUAAAUAAAACUCUAAUUCCAGACAUUUAACUUAUUAUUUUUAUAUACUAUUUGAAACAUUUGAAAUAUUAAAAAAAAAAAAAA
Molecule: messenger RNA, 848 nt
Organism: Acyrthosiphon pisum (pea aphid)
Lineage: Eukaryota; Metazoa; Arthropoda; Insecta; Hemiptera; Aphididae
Product: protein Asterix
Biological process (GO): protein insertion into ER membrane
Cellular component (GO): endoplasmic reticulum membrane
Molecular function (GO): protein folding chaperone
Source: RefSeq, marked provisional